AUGGAAGCAGCCGACUCAAAUGAGCAGCCACCUGAAGUCAGAAGUCCACGAAAGAUGGAUUGGAGGGAUCUUACGGAAGCCGUAUGCGUUCUAGCAGCUAUUAUGUUCUUGAUUGGAGUCGUAUUUCUGGCCAUUUAUAUUUAUAAAAUAAUUAAACAAACCGUCAGUGAUGCUGGUGCAGUUGAGAGUAGCGAGGAAGAAACCUCUGUUCAAGAAUAUGAUGACACCACCAACACGGAACAGACAAGUCCUGUUCGGCUAUUGAGUUCAGAGAUGGAAUCUCCUCCAAGAGUAGUCGGUGGAACGAAUGUACCGUGUAUCAACGUCAUAUUCCGGAACGUACCACCGUAUCUGAGGUGUACCCAGUGUGAGUUAGGGCGAAUGCCAAAGUCCGAAGUCCCCAAAGCUCAAUCAAGCCAAGUUCCCCAGUCUCACAACGUUCCCAAAGCGUCGAUCUCUUCUUACAGUGAAGCAAAAGAAGUGCCAAAGUCCGAAAAUCCCUCAAGUUUGACCCCUUUAUCACCGUAUGCCCCCACAUCCGCUAAUGCUCCCCAUAAAGAAGAAAAAGUAAUGCAAACAGCUAAAUCUGAAUCAAACCAGGCUCCUGCGUCGUCUCAUGCUCCCUCAUCGGCUUCCACACUUCCUAAGGAGGCAAAAGAAGUGCAAACUGCCAAAUCUCAAUCAAACCAGGCUCCCAUGUCGUCUCGGGCCGCUACAGCCAUUAGCGUUCCCGAAAGCGUAACGAGAGGAGCAGUCUCGGGAAGUAAUGAAAGUAGAGCAUGA
This is a messenger RNA of Haemonchus placei, 783 nucleotides long. The record is from the annotation of a GenBank genome assembly. NCBI's taxonomy places the organism in Eukaryota, Metazoa, Nematoda, Chromadorea, Rhabditida, Trichostrongylidae.